AUGAACGUCGGCUCAUCAAUUCAUGAUAUUGUUGGAGUAGUCAUUGAAAUUCGGGGCACUUUGAAAGUCCACGCAGAUGUGGCCACUUGUGAAGGUGUUUUCAUUACUCCCUAUGAAAUAUUCAUGGGUGGACCGCCAACAGCCGAAACAACAAGCAACACCACCACCAAAGCUGCAGCCGUCUUUUACACCCCCCUCAUCGCCUUUCCCACUGCCGCCUUCUCCAACAAUAUUGCGAACACCACUCAACAAUUGACAGAUCCACUGAUUAUUCUGGCAGCCAUAUUGAGGGUGAAUAAGGCACUCUCCAGUGCUCUGCGUCAGAUCGCCUUGGCCACAAUCCUUACUCGAGCUGGGCUAGGAUUAGAACCCGCCACUCUAAAACGCAUCUGGAGUAGCAUGAUCAGAUUGACGUGCCUGCCGUGUCUCACUGAGGCGCUUGUAUGCACCCUCGUCUCAAAAUUCCUCAUGAAUUGGCCCUGGCCGUGGGCGGCUAUGAUGGGCUUCACUUUGGCCGCCGUUUCACCAGCUGUAGUGGUGCCAAACAUGCUCCGCUUGGAGGUCGCAGGAUGGGGAGUGGCCGCGGGAAUUCCUACCCUCGUUAUGGCCGCCUCCAGUCUGGAUGACGUUCUUGCAAUCACGGGUUUCGGCGUGUCGCAGGCCAUUGCCUUCGCUCAGGGGGAUAUCGCAAUCGUUGCUAUCUCAGGUCCACUGGAGGUGCUAGCUGGUGCCUGUCUGGGCGUCUGUCUUGCAAUUGUCUUUUGGCUUCUGCCACCACCUGGAAUGGAACACAGCAACUCGCUUCGUGGCAUCCUCCUCUACUCCGUCUCCAUUGCAGCCAUCACCGGCACCAUCAAGAUGGGCCUCCCCGGAGCUGGAGCUCUGUGCUGCCUCGUCUGCAGUCUCACUUGCUCAGCCGGUUGGCAGCACGGAAUGCCCUGGCGCUUCAAACACAAGGCUCGGCGCUCCACCCUCGCUACGCAGCCCUCCAUCUACGACUAUGAAGACGAAGGAAACUCGGACGUGGAAGCCAAUCGGCACAAUGACUUAGGACCUCGUCGUAGCUCCGAUUCCUUGGUUGAGGGGUCGGAAUCAGUUCUGACAGAGCACCAUGAGUACUACCGACAGCAUUUGCGAUCAUUAAGACGUCUGUUAAAGAAGACGGGACGGGCUGGGAGUAAGAACGCAUUAGCUACGGUUUCAAAAAGGAGAAGAUUUUCUUUGCCCGAACCAAAACCACAGUAUGAGGUGGAUGAUUUUGAGAUGAUUGAUCACGGCUGGGUGUCAGAUUCUCAUUCCCCCACGUAUGGAAACUAA
This is a messenger RNA of Echinococcus granulosus, 1317 nucleotides long. Its product is annotated as Mitochondrial sodium/hydrogen exchanger NHA2. The record is from RefSeq and is a predicted model, not a curated record. Gene Ontology annotation, molecular function: antiporter activity. Gene Ontology annotation, cellular component: membrane. Bases 1 to 1317 code for a protein of 438 amino acids. The transcript has 5 exons. Gene Ontology annotation, biological process: proton transmembrane transport. NCBI's taxonomy places the organism in Eukaryota, Metazoa, Platyhelminthes, Cestoda, Cyclophyllidea, Taeniidae.